Molecule: messenger RNA, 1613 nt
Organism: Trematosphaeria pertusa
Lineage: Eukaryota; Fungi; Ascomycota; Dothideomycetes; Pleosporales; Trematosphaeriaceae
Product: 26S proteasome subunit P45
Exons: 4
Coding region: 89-1483 (464 amino acids)
Biological process (GO): proteasome-mediated ubiquitin-dependent protein catabolic process
Cellular component (GO): proteasome regulatory particle, base subcomplex
Molecular function (GO): proteasome-activating activity; ATP hydrolysis activity; ATP binding
Source: RefSeq, a predicted model, not a curated record
CCUUUAACCGUAGAUCUUUCGCUCCCUGAAUUUCCUGCCUUAACUCUGCUUCCGCACCUCUCAACGUCCGCCACAACCCGCCGCCGCCAUGUCAACACUUGAGGACCUCGACGACCUUGAGCGCGAGCAGAAGGAGGACAAGAAGGACGACAAGAAGAAGGAUGGAGAGGAUGGCAAAGAUGGCAAAAAGUCCGACGGCGACGCAGAAAUGAAGGAUGCGGAGCCGGAGGAGGAGGAGGAGGUGCUGGACGAGGAGAUUCUUAACCUUAGCACACGAGACAUCGUCGCCCGGAAGCGGUUACUGGAGAACGAUAUGAGGAUCAUGAAGAGCGAGUUCCAGAGGUUGACGCACGAGAAAGCGUCGAUGAACGAGAAGAUCAAGGACAACCUCGAUAAGAUUGAGAACAACAGACAACUCCCAUAUCUCGUUGGCAACGUUGUGGAAAUACUAGACCUUGAUGUCACCGCUGAGGCAGCAGAAGAAGGCGCAAACAUCGACCUGGACGCCACCAGGGUCGGCAAGUCAGCAGUCAUCAAGACGUCCACACGGCAGACUAUCUUCCUCCCUCUCAUCGGCCUCGUAGACCACGAAAAGCUCAAGCCUGGCGACCUCAUCGGUGUGAACAAGGACUCCUAUCUCGUGCUUGAUACGUUACCCGCGGAGUACGACAGCAGGGUCAAGGCUAUGGAAGUCGACGAGAAGCCGACAGAGAAGUACACAGAUGUUGGUGGUUUAGACAAGCAGAUUGAGGAGCUCGUCGAGGCCGUCGUGUGGCCCAUGAAGGAGGCCGAGCGGUUCAAGAAGAUUGGCAUCAAAGCGCCCAAGGGCGCCCUCAUGUACGGUCCCCCCGGUACUGGUAAGACGCUCCUUGCACGAGCGUGCGCCGCCCAGACAGACGCCACCUUUCUCAAACUCGCCGGACCGCAGCUCGUUCAGAUGUUCAUAGGAGACGGUGCGAAGCUCGUGCGAGACUGCUUUGCCCUCGCUAAGGAGAAGGCGCCGUCAAUCAUCUUCAUCGACGAACUAGAUGCCGUUGGAACCAAGCGAUUCGACUCGGAGAAGUCGGGAGAUCGAGAAGUGCAGCGAACCAUGCUGGAGCUCCUCAAUCAGCUUGAUGGUUUCGCAUCCGACGACCGCGUGAAGGUGCUUGCCGCCACAAAUCGAGUCGAUGUCUUGGAUCCCGCUCUGCUGCGAUCAGGUCGACUGGAUAGGAAGAUCGAGUUUCCGCUCCCGAACGAAGAGGCUAGGGCACAGAUCCUUCGCAUCCACUCCAGGAAGAUGACCGUAGAUGACGGUGUCAACUGGCAAGAGCUGGCGCGUAGCACUGACGAGUUUGGUGGGGCGCAGCUCAAGGCUGUGUGUGUCGAGGCAGGUAUGAUUGCUCUCCGUUCAGGACAGCACAAGAUCAGUCACGAGCACUACGUCGACGCCAUAGCGGAAGUUCAGGCCAAGAAGAAGGAUACUGUGAACUUCUACGCGUAGUGGGGCGGCGGCUGUACCAGGGUAGUUGCAUGUGCGCGCUGUCACGCCGCGCUUGUAGGAAUAAAUAGCGCUUAACGACGAGAAACCAAGGCAGCAUCAUUCCAUGAUUUUCCGAGCAAUAUCGUGGGGU